Messenger RNA from Asterias rubens (European starfish), 2519 nucleotides. Its product is annotated as guanine nucleotide-binding protein G(t) subunit alpha-3-like. The record is from RefSeq and is a predicted model, not a curated record. Bases 759 to 1934 code for a protein of 391 amino acids. NCBI's taxonomy places the organism in Eukaryota, Metazoa, Echinodermata, Asteroidea, Forcipulatida, Asteriidae. Gene Ontology annotation, cellular component: heterotrimeric G-protein complex. Gene Ontology annotation, biological process: adenylate cyclase-modulating G protein-coupled receptor signaling pathway. Gene Ontology annotation, molecular function: G protein-coupled receptor binding; GTP binding; GTPase activity. The transcript has 8 exons.
CGUUCCAGACCUCGAUCCAGGCCUCGUUUCAGACCUCGUUCCAGACUUCGUUCCAGACCUCGUUCCAGACCUCGUUUCAGACCUCGUUCCAGACCUCGUUCCAGACCUCGUUCCAGACCUCGUUCCAGACCUCGUUCCAGACCUCGUUCCAGACCUCGUUCCCAACACGAUGUCCAGUUGAGACUCAACCACAUCGCGUAGGAAUCCGAAGUAUAAUUCGGUAUAAGAGCAUAGCCUGUGCAUCUGACGUCACACUUCGGAGGCUCGUGAAUUGCGCUUUAGAUCAGCCGUUGAGCGACGCCCUUAAUCACGUUCGACCUCGCAUCAUUUCACAUUGACAAACCUGGAGAUUUGCAGUUAAAACCGACGUACACGUGUAUACAUAAUAGCCAACUUGUCAUUAUCCUUGCGUAGAAGGACACAGACUAGUCUAUAUAAGACUCGAAUCGGCUCACUCACUCUUGCCAACGCCCUUAAUAUUGGAUGCGAGUACUGGAUGUAACGAUGAGAAAACCCCACGAGACUGUAAACCUAUAAAGCUAAUCAGGUGGUUUAUAACCAGCAAGAUCUUCGGUGUUCAUCUUCAAUCACCGGAAUGACAUUAUGCUGAUGAGAUCAAUCUGAAACCCACGUUUAGAGGGGCUUCACCUUUCAGUGAUACUAUACGAGAGAGGAAGUACGAGAAAGAUAGCAAUCAGAGUGGAUUGAGGCGGCUUGUGGCGACGCAUCGGGUGUCAAGCAUUUCCAAAAGCUUGCACAUGUUGAGAUUUGCAUCCACGCUGCGCUUUUCGGUGAAAGUCAACAUAAAUUGUACGGAGUGCCGAGCGAUGGGCUCUGGGUCCAGCGCUGUGUCGUCCACUGCUAAACUUCGCCGACGGAGGGAAAUUUUAACUCAGAAGGAAUCCGCUCAGAAAAACCGGGAAAUCGAUAAAUGUCUGAUGGAAGAUAAAAAUAGGAUGCUGAAAACAGUCAAAUUGCUGCUUCUUGGUGCGGGGGAGUCCGGCAAAAGCACGUUCGCCAAGCAAAUCAGAUUGAUUCACCAUGCUGGAUUUAAUGACACCGAGCGUCUAGCCUACAAGCAAGUCAUCUACUCAAAUCUUAUCAACAGUCUGCGCAAUAUAAUCGACGCUAUGUCAACGUUGGGUAUCGAUUAUCAUGACAGUAAGCGACGUAAGGACGAGUCUUGCUUUCGAUGUCAAGCGGAAUUAUUUGACAUGGAUGCAGACUUGACGCUACCCAUGGCCCAUAACAUCAUGGAGCUAUGGAGAGAUCCAGGAGUGGCACAGUGCUAUAAUAGAUCUAACGAAUACCAGCUCCUCGAUUCGACAGCUUAUUAUAUCGAGAACGUGUAUCGUCUAGCGGAUCCAGACUACCUCCCUACCGACGAAGACAUCGUUAGGUCCCGUCUAAGAACCACGGGUAUCAUCGAGACAAGGUUCAACUUUAAAGGCUACAUCUUCAGGUUGUUAGACGUUGGCGGUCAGCGGAAUGAGCGGCAAAAGUGGAUUCAUUGUUUCGAUGACGUCACGGCCGUUCUCUUCACCGUAGCUAUCAGUUCCUACGACCAGGUCCUCCGCGAGGAUAACGCAACAUCUAGGAUGGAGGAGAGCCUGAUGCUCUUUGCAUCUAUCUGUAACUCCACCUGGUUCUCUAAGACGGCGAUGAUCCUCUUCCUCAACAAAUGCGACAUCUUCAAGGAGAAGAUCAAGAAAGUACCGCUAUCUUGUUUCUUCAGUGAAUACAAAGGACCCAAUGAUGCCAAACCCGCCCGAGAAUUCAUUUGUAGCGUAUUUAAGAGACCGAGCAAACUCAAAUCCAGGGAGAUCUAUCACCACUUCACGACCGCCAUUGACAAGUCUAAUGUUCAGUUUGUGUUUGACGCCGUCACAGACGUUAUUUUAAAGAGCUCGUUAAGGAAUGCUGGCAUGUUCUGAACUAGACUAGCCUAGUCAUCUACUCUUGGAGACUUUUGAAAGCAACUUUUGCAUUGGCACUCUACUGAAGACAUUUGGAGCAUACUGAGCUCAUUCAAUGCCAUGUAUGGGAAUGUUAGUUUUAUUUUAACUGCCUCAAAAGGCAUGUAGUACGCACGCGCACAAGCCACAAAUCCCUGGAGCUAACAACAUUGAAGCACGCUUGACGUAAGGAGUUCCCUCCUGCACAAGUAAGCGCCUUGACGUUAGAGUUCCCUGCUUACGUAAGCGCCUUGACGUAAGGAGUUCCCUGCUUACGUUAGCGCCUUGACGGAAGGAGUUCCCUGCUUACGUAUGCGCCUUGACAGAAGGAGUUCCCUGCUUACGUAUGCGCCUUGUCGUAAGGAGUUCCCUGCUUACGUAAGCGCCUUGACGUAAGGAGUUCCCUGCUUACGUAAGCGCCUUGACGUAAGGAGUUCCCUGCUUACGUAAGCGCCUUGAUGUAAGGAGUUAAUGCUUACGUAAGCGUAAGAGCCAUGAAAUUGGUCCAAGGUCUGUGUAAAGGAAUUAUUUAAUCAUUUUAUAACAUGAAGUUCUUAAUAUUAA